Messenger RNA from Mesoplodon densirostris (Blainville's beaked whale), 686 nucleotides. It is a transcript of the gene RPL11, whose product is annotated as ribosomal protein L11. The coding region runs from base 98 to 634 and encodes 178 amino acids. Lineage: Eukaryota; Metazoa; Chordata; Mammalia; Artiodactyla; Ziphiidae. The transcript has 6 exons. Gene Ontology annotation, biological process: translation. The record is from RefSeq and is a predicted model, not a curated record. Gene Ontology annotation, cellular component: ribosome; cytosolic large ribosomal subunit. Gene Ontology annotation, molecular function: RNA binding; structural constituent of ribosome.
UCUCCCUCAUCUCGCUGGUUAGCCUGGGAAAAGAGUCCGCCUCCUGGCCCAUAAGGCCCUGGCUCAGAAGUCUCACUUUCUCUUCCUGUUUCCCGUCAUGGCGCAGGAUCAAGGGGAGAAGGAGAACCCCAUGCGGGAACUUCGCAUCCGCAAGCUCUGCCUCAACAUCUGCGUGGGGGAGAGUGGAGACAGGCUGACCCGGGCAGCCAAGGUACUGGAGCAGCUCACAGGCCAGACCCCUGUGUUCUCCAAAGCUAGAUACACCGUCAGAUCCUUUGGCAUCAGAAGAAAUGAAAAAAUUGCUGUCCAUUGCACAGUCCGUGGGGCCAAGGCAGAAGAAAUCCUGGAGAAAGGUCUGAAGGUGCGAGAGUAUGAGUUAAGAAAAAAUAACUUCUCAGACACUGGAAACUUUGGCUUUGGGAUCCAAGAACACAUCGAUCUGGGGAUCAAAUAUGACCCAAGCAUUGGUAUCUACGGCCUGGACUUCUAUGUGGUGCUGGGUAGGCCAGGUUUCAGCAUCGCAGACAAGAAGCGCAGGACAGGCUGCAUUGGGGCCAAACACAGAAUCAGCAAAGAGGAGGCCAUGCGCUGGUUCCAGCAGAAGUAUGAUGGGAUCAUCCUUCCUGGCAAAUAAAUUCCGGUUUCUAUCCAAAAGGCUAAUAAAAAGUUUUCAGUGAAAUGUACAA